Paramecium octaurelia is the source of this 1433-nucleotide messenger RNA. The record is from the annotation of a GenBank genome assembly. NCBI's taxonomy places the organism in Eukaryota, Ciliophora, Oligohymenophorea, Peniculida, Parameciidae.
AUGUUUUAAUAUACACCUUAAGAAGAGGCAUACUACAGACAACUUUGGGCCCCUUUCGAUCCACAAGUAUUUUACAUUCAUUUGAUUCUUAGGGUCUAGGCUUUGCUGAAGCCAAAAGCACUGUUUAAUUUUUCAAAAAAAGUCGACUUCCUGUUGAUGCACUUAAGGGAAUUUGGAUAGCAGGAGUAAAAAAUUAGGAAGGCAGACUUUAUUAUCCAGAAUUUGCUACAGUCAUGAGACUUAUUGCAUACUGUUAAAAUGGAUUUGAAUUCAAUGAAUAAUUAUUGAACUAAAAUAUACCUGUUCCACUUCCAGUUAUGGAAGGAAUAUAGGUACCACAACAAUAAUAACUACCUUAAUAACCAAUCUCAUAACCACAACAGCAAUAGUUUAAUAAUUUCUAAUAACCACAAACUUCUUUGCCUCAAUCAAAUUAUUUCUAAACCCAACCAGUCUAAAAUACUGCUUAAAUCUCUCUCCAAUCAUAUGUUGAACCUAGACUAGAAUAUUAAAAAGUAUCAAAUUCCAAUAAUGUUUUAGUACGAUUUACCUGAUGAUUAGUAUAACAGAUAUGAAAUCUGCUUUAAUCAAUAAGAUAAAACAAAUUCAGGGUGCAUUAAGGGUGAUCAAGCAUAGGCCUUUUUUUAAAAGUCUUAACUUCCCGCUCCAAUAUUGAAUCAACUUUGGAGCUUAGUUGAUUUUGGACAAAAAGGAUACCUCUAUAAAAAUGAAUUUAUCGUUGCUGUUCACUUAAUAGCUCUGUGCAGAAAGGAUACUCCAUUACCUUAAGUACUACCAGAAUCUUUACUUCAAUUAACAAGAAGAGAUCAACAAUAAAAUUAGGUUCGAUCGACUUCAUAAACCAUGCCACAACUUUCCUCAGGUUUACCCCCAUAGCCAUAAAGAGCUGGAUCAUAGAAUGAAGUCUAAGGACUUAAUCAUCAAGCAAAUUACUUGCAGAAUAAACUAUAAAAUUAAACACAAUAGAUUUAAUUUGCAAACAAUUUGGAUUAACAAAAAUAGAUUAUAGAUGAUAAGAAAAAGGACAUUGAAUUUCUCAACCAAACCAUCUAAAAGCUUCAAAGCUUUUAUGAUUUUCUUAAAAAAGAAUAAGACGAAUUGCAAGCUUAAAUAUCAUCAUUAAGUGAUUAAUAAUCAUAAAAGCAACAUUCAAUUAAUGUUUUAUAGGAUAGUAUAUAAAAUCAAUUGUAAAUCAACUCAAACCUUUAGAAACAAUUGUAUGAUAUGAAAUAAUCAGAUUAGCAGUAAGAGAAUCAGCCACCUGCUUUGACAACUUAGUUUUAGACCAUAAAUGUAUUUAUUUAAUAAUAUUAGAGAUUGAUGACAAUUAUGAUUAUUCCAAUUAUAGAGCAAAGAAGGAUAAGGUAGUUUCGGGAGGUAACCAAAGCGCUGAAAACCUUCCUUGGCAUUGA